AUUGUCAGAAUCUUGGAAGGCCAUAUAUCCAAAUCAGAUGGUUUUAGAAUUAAUUGUCCUAUUGUGAUAAAGAACACACAGCCUUUUUACAGCUUUAAAUUGCAUCUAGUUCAAUAGCAAUUAAUGCAGCAGUAGGUUAAGAAAAUUGGUUUUCCAAACCAAUAUUGUCUGUCUACUGCUCUCAGCCACUCCAGUCCUUUCCAGUGGUAUCCAGUGCAGCUGGAGUAGAUCUUUCAUUUUAUCCCAUGCUUGUUAGCUGGUCAGUAAGUGAAGGGCGAAGAAAUAAUAAAUCUGAGAUUACACAGAAAUUCCAAUAGAGUUGGCAGUAUCCUUACAAAAGAAUAAGACAUAAAUACAACUGAAUUGUGGGGCAGGAAAAAGCAUAUAUUUAAGCUUUCUCAGGCAGCAUGAUCUGAACAUACUGACCAAAGUACGCAACCAUCUGAUUGGUACAAGCUGAUCAUGGUGAUCCAGACACAAAUGUAGAAAAGGAGGAAGAGAAAGAUCUAGUUAAUAAGUAAUUCCUGGCUAUAAUGCAAGUCUGAACAAACAGCACAGUUUCCCAGCAGUAAAGACAGUAUCUCAGCUUAAACACCCUCCAGCACAAGUGUAUUAUUCCUUCCUCUCACUAAGAAGAAUAUGAAAAACAAGAAGAGUUUUGCUCCACAAGAAGCAGAAGCACAUCCUUCCAGAUGUCCGGAUAACAGUGCAUUCAAACAACAGAGGCUACCAGCAUGGAAGCCCCAGCUUACCAUUGCGACUGUGCUCUCCACCUUCUUUCUCACAGGAGCAUUUUGCCUUUCUGUGGGAGUCUGCCUCAUACUGUCUGCAAACAGCGUCAGAGAAAUCCAGAUUAAUUAUUCAGACAAAUGCUCGGAUUGUUCAAAACUUCGCGAAAAUUCCUUUAAUUGGAAUAUUGAAUGCCUCUGUUCUAUUGAUUUCACGCUGAAGGAAGAUAUGUUGGGUGAUGUUUUUAUGUACUAUGGCCUGCAAAACUUCUAUCAAAACCACCGUCGAUACGUGAUAUCAAGAAGUGAUGCACAGUUGUUGGGUCGAGAUGUAAAUGUUCAGAAGAGCUACUGUGCACCCUUCACUACAUACAAAAAUGGAACACCAAUGGCUCCAUGCGGUGCUAUUGCCAACAGCAUGUUCAAUGAUACUAUUGAUCUUUUUUACAAUUUUAACUCAUCUGUUAUUCAAGUACCACUGCUGAAGACUGGAAACAGUUGGUGGACAGAUAAAAAUGUGAAAUUUCGCAAUCCAAAAUCACACAACCUCUCUUCUGCAUUUGCAGGGACAGCAAGACCUCCUUACUGGCAGAAACCAGUAUAUUUGUUAGAUGAGGAAGAUGAGAGGAACAAUGGUUAUAUAAAUGAUGACUUCAUUAUCUGGAUGCGAGUGUCAGCUUUUGCUACAUUCAGAAAUCUUUACCGUCGUAUCAGCCGGAAAAGACAUUUUGCUGAUGGCCUCCCAGCAGGGAAUUACACUUUCCAUAUUUCCUAUAAUUUCCCUGUAACCAAAUUCAAGGGGAAGAAGUAUGUGAUUCUUUCAACCAUGGUAUGGAGCGGAGGAAGUAACCCAUUCCUGGGAAUUGCCUAUGUGGUUUGUGGCACAGCAGCAACCCUGACAGGUUUUAUCAUAACUGCCAUCCACUUAAAGCUCAGAAAAAAGAAAACAUACUUUCAGAAGUAAUAAGGUUUCCUGGAUUUAUAAACAAUGGCAAAGGUUUGCUGUGAAUGAACAGGCAGCACAGGCCUUUCAUUCUUUCCCCUAAGCUCUAGAUCGGUUUCUGUAGCAGGUUUGGUGUAUGUAAGCAAAUUGAGGGGCAGUGCCCUUCCGUCAUCCAAAACCAAACUUAUAUGAGGCUGCAUUAUUAUUAAUGCAUAUGUGCUUCUAAGUUUGUUUCCUAGGAAACUGGUAAUGAACUGAGUUUCAAACAGGAGAUACUGUGGUUUAAAAUUCAAUGGCGGAGAAACUGUAUGGUACUAAUGUUUGACCAGAACUUGGGGUCCAUUUUCAUUUCUCAGCCUUUGAUUGAUACAAUAUUUCUAUUGGCUUAAUUGGAGCUUGGAUUAGUAAAAAAGUGAGGUCUCGAUCCAACAGAAAGCUUGAGCAGGUACUUGAUGGUCAAGUCUGUUUGUUGGUUGUAUGCAUGGGCUGAAUGGCUUGGCUCAGGUUUUAUACAGCUUUUUCAGCUAUCCUGAAAAAGCAGACAAUUUAUUUGCAGAUCAGUGCAGUAUAUUCAUCACAGUUUAAUACUUGAUUCAUAAUUGAAUACAGGCUAUUCUUUAGGAGUAUGGAGUGUGUUUAAACCCUCUUGGUUGGUUUUAUCUGGGUACCAAGACUAGCUUGCAGAGCUAGACAGAGGGCAUUACAAUUUAAUAGAAAGUUUAAAUUAAAAGCUCCUUCAAUGCUAACAUUUUAGCAGAAACAUCUAGAUAAUGUAACCAUUAAGCCACAGACCCAAACCUAUCUAACAGCCUUUUGUGAAAAAGUGCCCACUGACUCUCUAAGUGACAUGAAAUGUCUGUUCCCCAUUCAAGCCCUCAUUUCUGUGGUGCAAAGACUCAGUAAACACAAAACAUUAGAAAAUCUGACAACUUUAUUUUCAGAAAAUGAUUGUUGCAGCUGAUGAAUAGACUGUUAUCAAUUUUCAUGUUUCAUAUUUGAAACACUUAGAAGCAUUUUCCAGUCUCUUGCAAAAUGUAGGAUCAACGCUGAAGAAUUUAGAUCUAGUAUACUUACUAUGGCAUGUAUGAAUUUUUAAAAACAAUUUCUCUAUUGCAGAAGUAGAAAUGGAAUAAAACACCCUCAAUGAAUUUCUUUGAUAAGUAUUCUGUGUGCCUCACUCCACCCUCCACCCUCCACCCCACCCCAAAAAAAACAACACUAAAACAAGAAAGAAAAUACAUACUAGAGCAAGAGAAGAGAAUGUGGCAUAGGGAAGCUGUGUGACACUGUCAAGUCUGCCCUUAGAAAUGUAUCAGGCACUUAGGAUCUUACGACCUUUGACAGAUGGCCUCUGGUGAAUCUAUUUGCAGCAACAGAAGGUACCAUUUCCUUUAAUCCAUGCUUCAUAAUUGAGACAUGAGCAGUGGAAAGUGAUGCUGCUCAAGUUCAUAGCCUGGCCCAUUGGUACAAGCUUGCUCCAUCAAUGUUUUAUGUUGAUGUUCUGGGCUAAUGCAUGUGUCUGCUUCCGCUCUUCCUGGUCAGGGCCAGUCAUUUCCAUCAGCAAGCUGUGGAAACUGGGUUCCAGUAUUUCAGACCAUUGCAUCUGAAUCUGCCAGGGGCUGUGGGUGAAAGCUAUCCCUCAGUGGACCAGACGAGACAGGGCAUAAAGCAGUACAUUUAACAAUGCUUAAGCUCAUUAGUCUAAAUCACUUCUAACAAUGAGAUGUACUCCUAAACCUUCUAAAUUCUUUUGAAAAUUUAAUCCCAUGCAGCCUUCUGGAAGGCCCUGAUGGGAGCUGCUGCCAAAGCUGAACUCAGGAUUUCUGGCUCCAAACAGACCACAGGACUCUUUUUUUUUUUUUUUUUUUUUUUUUUUCCCUUUUUCCCCCUUUUCCCCCCCGUUCACUCUUUUUUUUUUUUUUUUUUUUUUCAUUUUUUUUAAAAUCCUCUGAGAAACUGGCUUUCAGGAAAUGAUAUAUCAUCUGGGUGUUUAAGUCACGGCACAAUUGCCAUUGAUGUUAUUUCUUUGUGGAAUAUCUGGUAAAAAUGUUAGUAAAAGGAGACUGAAUAAUGAGGUAUGUAUUUCAGUAAGUCAGUGUCUAUGAGAAAAAAAAAUAUAUUUAGAAAACACAGUCUAGCAAGCAGCGUUCACAGUAUGUCCUUUAUCUCCCAGAGGUUUGUGCAAGAACCUGGCUCAUCUCUUGAAAUGUGCAAUGUCUUCAAACUCCUCCACAGGGAAAACCUGUCUUCAAACAAAUCUUCCUCUGUCUAUUAUUCCGGAAGUUAUCUAAGUCUUCAUUUAUGAAAAUAAAGGUUCUUUUUCAUCUUACCACAACUUUAAA
Messenger RNA from Oxyura jamaicensis (ruddy duck), 4013 nucleotides. Its product is annotated as cell cycle control protein 50C-like. Gene Ontology annotation, biological process: phospholipid translocation. Gene Ontology annotation, cellular component: endoplasmic reticulum; plasma membrane; Golgi apparatus. Bases 640 to 1692 code for a protein of 350 amino acids. The transcript has 7 exons. Lineage: Eukaryota; Metazoa; Chordata; Aves; Anseriformes; Anatidae. The record is from RefSeq and is a predicted model, not a curated record.